GAGGAGAAGACAGCAGUGCCUCUGAGACCGCCAGGUCAGGUGGCUACAAGGCAUCAUGUUUUCCCCGGGCCACUGCUGCUCACAGAAAAUGCCGGGAUGAUGUUUUUCUCGCGCCUGGCUGGGGCUCUGAUCCCCGCCAUGGCCUUCCUCUCCUGCCUGCGACCGGAAAGCUGGGAACCCUGCGUGGAGGUGGUUCCUAACAUUACUUACCAAUGCAUGGAGCUGAAUCUCUACAAAAUCCCCGACAACAUACCCUCCUCAACCAAGAAUCUGGACCUGAGUUUUAACCCCCUGGGGCACUUAGGCAGCCAUAGCUUCUACAGUUUCUCAGAACUGCAAGUGCUGGAUUUAUCCAGGUGUGAAAUCCAGGCGAUUGAAGAGAAUGCAUUUCAGAACCUAAACCACCUUUCCACCUUGAUAUUAACAGGAAACCCUCUCCGGAGUUUAGCCCUAGGAGCCUUUUCUGGACUACCAAGUUUACAGAAGCUGGUGGCUGUGGAAACAAACCUCGCCUCUCUUGAGGACCUUCCCAUUGGACAUCUCGAAAGCUUGAAGGAGCUUAAUGUGGCUCACAAUCUUAUCCAUUCUUUCAAGUUGCCUGAGUAUUUUUCCAAUCUACUCAAUCUGGAGCGCUUGGACCUUUCCAAUAACCACAUUCAAAAUAUUUCUCAUAAAGACUUGCAGGUCCUACAUCGAGUGCCUUCACGCAACCUCUCUUUAGACUUGUCCCUAAACCCUAUAGACUUUAUUCAACCUGGUUCCUUUAAAGGAAUUAGGCUCCGUGAACUGACUUUGAGAAGUAAUUUUGAUAGCCUGAGUGUAAUGAAAACUUGUAUCCAAAAUCUGGCUGGUUUAGAGGUCCAUAGGUUGGUUUUGGGAGAAUUUAAAAAUGAAAGGUACAUAAAAGAUAUUGACCAAUCUGCCCUGGAGGGACUGUGCAAUUUGACCAUUGAAGAAUUUCGGUUAGCAUACUUAGAUGACAGCCUACAAGGUGCUGAAUUACUUCAUUGUUUAGAAAAUGUUUCUGCAAUUUCCCUGGUGAGUUUAGAUUUAUCUCAUCUAAAAAGCCUUUGUAAUAAUUUCAAAUGGAAAUCUCUAGAAUUAAUUGACUGUAAAUUUGAACAAUUUCCCAUAUUGGAGCUAUUUUCUCUCAAAAGGUUUAUUUUCACUGCCAAUAGAGGUGGGAACACAUUUAUAAAAGUCAAACUACCAGACCUUGAGUAUCUAGAUCUCAGUAAAAAUGGCUUGAGUUAUACAGGUUGCUGUUCUCACACUGAUUUGGGGACAACCAGACUGACGCAUUUAGAUAUGAGCUUCAAUGGUAUUAUUACCAUGACUUCAAACUUCCUGGGCUUAGAACAACUAAAACAUCUGGAUUUCCAGCAUUCCAGUUUGAAGCAGAUGAGUGAUUUCUCAGUGUUCCUACCACUCAGAAACCUCCUUUACCUUGACCUUUCUUAUACUCACACCCAAGUUGCCUUCCAUGGGAUCUUUGAUGGGUUGGUCAGUCUUCAAGUCUUAAAAAUGGCUGGCAAUUCUUUUCAAGACAACAUCCUUCCAGAUGUCUUCAAAGAAAUGACUAAUUUGACCUUCCUGGACCUCUCUGACUGUCAACUGGAACAGGUGUCCCAGAAAGCAUUUAAUACACUCUCCAGGCUUCAGUUACUAAACAUGAGCCACAACAAUCUAGUUUCAUUGGAUGUACUUCCUUAUAAGCCUCUCCAGUCCCUCCAGGUUCUGGACUUCAGCUUCAACCGCAUAGUGGCUCUCCGAAAGCAAGAACUACAGGAUUUUCCAAGGAGCCUAGCUUUCUUAAAUCUUACUCAGAAUGAGUUUGUUUGUGUUUGUGAACACCAGAGUUUCCUGCAGUGGGUCAAGGACCAGAGGCAGCUCUUGGUGAAAGCUGAGAAUAUGGUAUGUGCAAUGCCUUUAGAUAUGAAGGGCAUGUCUGUGCUGAGUUUUAGGAACACCACCUGUCAGAUGAACAAAACCGUAAUCAGUGUGUCAGUGGUCAUUGUCCUUAUGGUAUCCGUUGUAGUAGUUCUGGUCUAUAAGUUCUAUUUUCACCUGAUGCUGCUUGCUGGAUGCAAAAAAUAUGGUACAGGUGAAAGCACCUAUGAUGCCUUUGUUAUCUACUCAAGCCAGGAUGAGGACUGGGUGAGGAAUGAGCUAGUAAAGAAUUUAGAAGAAGGGGUGCCCCACUUUCAGCUCUGCCUUCACUACAGAGACUUUAUUCCCGGUGUGGCCAUUGCUGCCAACAUCAUCCAGGAGGGUUUCCACAAAAGCCGCAAGGUCAUUGUGGUGGUGUCCAAGCACUUUAUCCAGAGCCGCUGGUGCAUCUUUGAGUAUGAGAUUGCUCAGACCUGGCAGUUUCUGAGCAGCCGAGCUGGUAUCAUCUUCAUCGUCCUGCAGAAAGUGGAGAAGUCGCUGCUCCGGCAGCAGGUGGAUCUGUACUGCCUUCUCAACAGGAACACCUACCUGGAGUGGGAGGACAAUGCCCUGGGGAGGCACAUCUUCUGGAGACGACUCAGAAAAGCCCUGCUGGAUGGUAAACCAUGGAGUCCUGAAGCGGCAGCAGGUGAAGAGUGCAACUAGCAGGAAGCAACAACUUCUUUUUUUUUUGAGACAGAGCCUCAAGCUGUCCUCUUGGGCA
Messenger RNA from Otolemur garnettii (small-eared galago), 2653 nucleotides. It is a transcript of the gene TLR4, whose product is annotated as toll like receptor 4. Bases 97 to 2595 code for a protein of 832 amino acids. Gene Ontology annotation, cellular component: membrane. The transcript is spliced from 3 exons. Gene Ontology annotation, molecular function: lipopolysaccharide binding; lipopolysaccharide immune receptor activity; protein binding. The record is from RefSeq and is a predicted model, not a curated record. Gene Ontology annotation, biological process: toll-like receptor signaling pathway; immune response; inflammatory response. Lineage: Eukaryota; Metazoa; Chordata; Mammalia; Primates; Galagidae.